Molecule: messenger RNA, 2019 nt
Organism: Microplitis demolitor
Lineage: Eukaryota; Metazoa; Arthropoda; Insecta; Hymenoptera; Braconidae
Product: cytochrome P450 4C1
Exons: 13
Coding region: 281-1837 (518 amino acids)
Molecular function (GO): iron ion binding; monooxygenase activity; heme binding
Source: RefSeq, a predicted model, not a curated record
GACUAAAGACAGCCAGCCGAGACUUAACAAGAUCAUUAUCUAAUUGACUAUCAGCUAUCGAGAACUAGGCGCGCAUUAUUUUAUCACAAUGCAGUUCAUAAGUUAAAAAAGUCUUUUGGGAUAUUUAGAGACAUAAUCAAUAAAUCGACAUAAAAAAUAUCUAUUAUUUGUGUAAAUAUUUACAUUAUAUGUUAUCAUUAUUAUUAUCACCAACCGUCAAGUGGCAUAAGCGCUGAAAAAAAAGAUACCGAGUCGUUAAGAAAAGUCAUUUUUGGAAAACAUGAUGGAUUUUUCCUCCCUGGUUUCAACAAGCCUACUAUCAUUGGUUUUAUUAUUUAUUGUGAUACAUUUCUAUGUCCACUCAACCAAACGAGGACGUUACUGUGAUAAAAUUCCUGGACCUAAAUCGUAUCCAAUUAUUGGAAACGGUCUAAACACUGCUGUAUCUCCUGAAGAGUUUUGGGAUUUACUACGUCGCGCAUCAAGAGAUUUUUAUCCUGUAUGGAAACUUUGGCUAGGAAUAUGGCCUGCUGUAAAUAUUUAUCACCCUGAUGAUGUCGAAAUUCUUCUAAGUAGCACUAAAAAUAUACAAAAGAGUAUACUCUACGAUGUAAUUCGUCCGUGGCUGCAAGAUGGACUUCUACUAAGUACAGGAGAAAAAUGGCGAAGUCGAAGAAAAAUAUUGACUCCAGCAUUCCAUUUCAACAUUCUCAAAGAGCAUCUAAAUUUCAUGAUCGAACAUACAGAACGUGUGGUCAAUGAAAUUAAAUCUGAAGCUAACGAUGGAGUUAUUAAAGAAGUUUUGCCUUUACUUACCACUUUUACUCUUAAAACAAUUUGCGAAUCGACUAUGGGAGUGACACUGAAAGGAAGUGAUGAGAAUGAAGAUAAUUAUCUUGAAUCAGUUCACAGAAUCGGCGAAAUUUUUCUUUAUCGAGGUACGAGGCCAUGGAUUUGGAUCGAUUGGAUUUUUGGUCUAACUUCCAAAGGUCGAGAGCAGACUAGGGUCUUAAAAAAACUUCACGGCUUUUCAGAUAAGAUAAUAAACGAACGUAUAAGUUAUCAUGAAAAAAACGAAGGAAAAUAUUUGAAUGAUUCUUCGUCGGCUGAAUCAAACUCAAACUCACAAUCUGAUGACGGACUAAAACGCAGGAGACUCGCAUUCCUAGAUAUUUUAAUCGAAGCUUCAAAGCGUCAAUUAGGAGUCGACCGAAAAAGUAUUAAUGAAGAAGUUGAUACGUUUGUUUUCGAAGGCCACGAUACUACCGCUACAGCUUUGUUGUUUGCUGUCUUACUUUUAGCUGAACACAAAGACAUUCAAGAUAAAGCAAGAUCUGAGAUUGAAGAAGUGUUGAAAGAAAGCAAUGGAAAAAUGAGUAUGGACGCGAUCCAACGUUUAACAUAUUUGGAAUGUUGCAUUAAAGAAUCAUUGAGACUUUAUCCAAGUGUACCAGUUAUUUCAAGACGAAUUGAAGAAGACUUACAACUAAAACAUUGCUUUGUACCAAAAGGAACAAUAGUGAAUACCUUCAUCUUCGACACUCACCGCGAUCCGAAUUUCUGGCCGCGUCCGAAUAUUUUUGAUCCGAAUAGAUUUUUUCUGGGACGGCCGGAAGACAGACAUCCUUAUUCUUACAUUCCAUUUAGCGCAGGACCGCGCAACUGCAUAGGUCAAAAGUUUGCAAUGCUCGAAAUGAAGACAUUUUUGGCUGGACUGCUCUACAACUUUCACUUGGAACCUCAAGAAGCUACCGAAGCUGUUCGAGUUUAUUCUGAUCUUGUAAUCAGACCUACCUCUCCAGUUUAUGCCAAAUUCGUACCAAUAAUAAGACUAUAAUUAUAUCCAAUCAACUAAUAUAAAAAAUGUCCACCCUUAGUCACCCGAGUAUAUUUUUCGAUUGAGUAUCGUCUGGAAACAAGGUCGGGGCUACGCAGCGCGUGAAUUUCUACUCCAAGAGGCUGAGGAAAUGGCCUCCUGUCAAACGGAGGUAUACUUCGGUUCCGUUACAUUAAUUUUUA